Messenger RNA from Oncorhynchus tshawytscha (Chinook salmon), 2294 nucleotides. Its product is annotated as zinc finger and BTB domain-containing protein 5-like. NCBI's taxonomy places the organism in Eukaryota, Metazoa, Chordata, Actinopteri, Salmoniformes, Salmonidae. Gene Ontology annotation, molecular function: RNA polymerase II cis-regulatory region sequence-specific DNA binding; protein binding; DNA-binding transcription factor activity, RNA polymerase II-specific. Bases 276 to 2237 code for a protein of 653 amino acids. The transcript has 8 exons. Gene Ontology annotation, biological process: regulation of transcription by RNA polymerase II. Gene Ontology annotation, cellular component: nucleus. The record is from RefSeq and is a predicted model, not a curated record.
GUUAAAAACUAAAUUUAGAUUCGUUCAAAGUAACAACAUGGAGUCGGUAGCUAUUUAGCUGUGUUGUUGUCUGUGUCCUUUUCUUUUGGGGGAGGGUUUUUUUUUUUAACCUAGUGGGACAACCAUAUGGACUAUGUGACUGUGUGACACCCGGAGAAGCGUUAUAGCGGUCCAUGAAGAGCCGUCUAUCCGUCGGUAGUCCUCCUUCUGUCCGGCCGAGUGGACUUGAUGAACCCCGGUCCGUCCCACCCUGACCCGACAACACAAACAAGGUCAUGGACUUCCCGGGCCACUUCAACCAGGUCUUCCAGCAGCUGAACUACCAGCGCGUCCACAGCCAGCUGUGUGACUGUGUCAUUGUGGUGGGCAGCCGCCAUUUUAAGGCCCACCGCUCGGUGCUGGCGGCUUGCAGCACUCACUUCAGAGCCCUGUUCACCGUCGCCCAGGGAGACGCCAGCAUGAACAUGAUACAACUGGACAGCGAGGUGGUGACAGCGGAGGCGUUUGCUGCCCUGGUGGACAUGAUGUACACCUCCACCCUGAUGCUAGGAGAGAGCAACGUGAUGGACGUGCUGCUAGCUGCCUCUCACCUCCACCUGAACGCCGUAGUCAAGGCCUGUAAGCACUACCUGACCACCCGCACCAUGCCCAUGUCCCCGCCGGCAGACCACCGGGCCACACAACACCGCCAACACACCCACGCAGAACAGCAGAGACUCAGGCAGCAGCAGCAGGCAACCGCCGAGUUAGCCGCUAACGCUAACCUAGCCGCUAACGCUAACCUAGCCGCUAAGGCUAACCAAGAGGCUAACCUAGCGGCUAACGCUGCUACGUCCAGGCUCCAGCGGUCGUUCCUGCUGCAGCAGCUGGGUCUAAGCCUGGUGAGCUCUGCCCUGGGCGGGGUGGAGGAGGAUGGGCUAAGGGGUGGUAGCGAUGGUGUUAGCAUUAGUGGUGUAGUGGAGCACAAAGCUUCCUUCCCCAUUCGACGUUUCCACAAGAGAAAGCCCUCCCUGAGCUUUAGCCUAUCUGAGGACAGGCCCAGGCAGAGGCCCCGCCCCUCCGGAACACACGGGGAUGAGGAAGUGGGACUACUCUCCCCCGACUCCCACAAGACUGGGGAGGAGGCCAGACUGGACGCGGCGAUCACCAACCUAGUAGGGGGCGUGUCCCAGGAUGACUCCCAGAUGCCCAGCCAAUCGGACGGCGGACGCUGCGAAGGGGAGGAGCAAGGGAUGGCGGAGGAGGGGGGUGUGGGGAAGGAGUCCCUGGAUGGAGGGAGUCACCAUGGUGAUGGGGUGGAGGUGAAGAUAACGGAGGAAGAGGAGGAGGAGGAGGAGGAAGUACGGGAGCAACAGGGACAGGUGGUGGUCAAGUGUGAGCCUCUGAGCUCCCCAGAGCCAGCUGACUUCCAGCCCAGUUCCCAGCUCCUGCUCAAAGGAGGUCUUGGUAGUGGGAUUGGCGGUGGUUUUGGCUGUAGUAACCAUCUUGAUGGGAAGUCUGGUUUAGAUUUCAGCUUCCUCGGCGCCAAGGUCUUUGGAAGCGGGGGUCGGGGGUCGAUGCCGGGGACGACGACCUCCUCAUCGGCAACCACCUACACCUGCUGGGUGGCGACUACUUCUCGGGGGAUUCUCUACAGGCGCCGAUUCGCUCUUCCUGGUCCCCUGCAUGACGGUCUGGGAAACCCCAGAGGAGGAGGAGGAGGGUUCCCAGAUCCGUUUUCUCUGGACUUCCAGCGCUCCAGCCUGGGUCUGCACUCCUGGCCCGAGCCUCUCGAGGGAGCUCCUGGGCUUCCUGGAUACCGCCGCAUCGCACCUAAAAACGACAACGUGGCAGGAGGAGGAGGAGGAGGAGAAACGGGUCUGGGGAAGGGGGACCCUGCUUCUGAAUGGUUCGGGAGGUUUAGUCAGGCCCACCCACCUCGUCCUCAUCCGCCCCCACAACCUCGCCCCCAGCUGACCCGUGCCUCUGCCGACGUCCUCUCCAAGUGUAAGAAGGCCCUGUCCGAACACAACGUCCUGGUGGUGGAAGGAGCCAGGAAGUACGCCUGUCGAAUCUGCUGUAAGACCUUCCUCACUCUGACCGACUGCAAGAAACACAUCAGGGUCCACACUGGGGAGAAACCGUACGCCUGCCUCAAGUGUGGCAAACGUUUCAGCCAGUCGUCUCACCUGUACAAACACUCCAAGACCACGUGUUUACGUUGGCAGAACAGCAACAUGGCCGACGCACUGAUGUAGAUGCUUCGGAGGGGAGGGGGAGGGCAGAACAGCAACAUGGCCGACGCACUGAUGUAG